Vigna umbellata (rice bean) is the source of this 1283-nucleotide messenger RNA. Its product is annotated as disease resistance protein Roq1-like. Lineage: Eukaryota; Viridiplantae; Streptophyta; Magnoliopsida; Fabales; Fabaceae. Gene Ontology annotation, molecular function: ADP binding. Gene Ontology annotation, biological process: defense response; signal transduction. The record is from RefSeq and is a predicted model, not a curated record.
CUAUAAUGGCUCAAAACCAAGCAUCUUCUUCUACUUCUAUUGUGUCAAAAUACCGUUACGAUGUUUUUCUUAGUUUUUGUGGAGAUGAUACCCGUUUUGGUUUCACUGGUAAUCUGUACAGUGCUUUGAGUGAAAGGGGAAUCUUGACCUUCAUCGAUGAUGAAGCUCUCAGAAAGGGAGAAGAGAUCACACCUUCUCUUCGCAAGGCAAUCCAAGAAUCCAGGAUAUCCAUCAUUGUUUUCUCCCAAAACUAUGCUUUCUCAACAUUUUGUUUGGACGAACUUCUCCAUAUCAUUGAGUGCCGAACAAAACAGAACAUGCUGAUUUUUCCAGUGUUUUAUGACGUAGAGCCAUCACAAGUGCGAAAUCAAACAGGGAGUUACCAAGAAGCAUUUGCAAAGCUUGGUGAAAGAUUCAAAGAUGACAUUCAGAAGCUUCAACAAUGGAGGCGGGCUUUGUAUGAUGCUGCUAAUUUGUCUGGUUUGCAUUUCAAAUCUGGUGAAAAGUAUGAGUCUAAUAUAGUGAAAAAGAUCAUAAAAGAGAUCUCCGAUAGUUUUAAGCGGUCUCCCUUACAUAUUGCUGAGUAUCCUGUUGGUUUGAAAGAUCGGAUGCAACAGAUACAAGAACUCAUGGGUGGUGAGUUUGAUAAGAAAGUGACCAUGCUUGGGAUUCAUGGAAUGGGAGGAAUAGGAAAAUCAACUCUUGCACGUGCGAUGUACAACUUGAUGGAAGAUCAAUUUGAAGCUUCGCAAUUUCUUGCUAAUGUCAGGGAAAAAGGUCUGGUGCAUAUCCAAGAGACAAUGCUGUCUGAGUUGGUGGGGGAAAGAAAUAUCAAGUUAGGAGAUGUGCAUCGAGGAAUUCCAAUACUACAACACAGACUUUGUGGGAAAAAAGUCCUCCUUGUGCUUGAUGAUAUUAGCAAAAAAGAACAAUUGCAAGCAACUGUUGGAGGACUUGAUUGGUUUGGCCCUGGUAGCAUCGUCAUCAUAACAACAAGGGAUAAGCAUUUGUUAGAUGUUCAUGGAGUUCAAAAACAGUACAUGGUUGGUGAAAUUAACCAUAUGGAAGCCCUUGAAUUGUAUAAGUGGAAUGCUUUCAAGAACAAAGAAGUUGAUCCAUGUUACAAGGAAGUCAUAAAGCGUGCAGUGUGGUAUGCCGAUGGCCUUCCAUUGGCUUUGGAAACGAUAGGCUCGCACUUAUCAGGAAAGAAAGGGAAGAAAACCUUGAUCAAUGCCUUUAUAGAGAUUAUAACAUUUUCUGUCACUUGGCAAGAAAAAGUUUAG